This is a messenger RNA of Aspergillus campestris IBT 28561, 2422 nucleotides long. RefSeq names its product F-box/WD repeat-containing protein. The transcript is spliced from 2 exons. Gene Ontology annotation, molecular function: protein binding. The coding region runs from base 397 to 2397 and encodes 666 amino acids. The record is from RefSeq and is a predicted model, not a curated record. NCBI's taxonomy places the organism in Eukaryota, Fungi, Ascomycota, Eurotiomycetes, Eurotiales, Aspergillaceae.
AUCGGUCUGAUUUGGUUCGUCCUUUUGGUUGUCAUAGCGUUGUCCGGUUGUCCUUUUCUUUUUCCUGGGAGCUUUCCCUAUUUCUCUCUCUCUCUCUCUCUCUCUCUCUCUCUCUUUUCCUCCCUCUCUCUCUUUUCACUCUCUCUUUGCUGGUGUUCUCCCUUUCUUCGACCAUCCUUUCGUCCUAUCUCCGGUCUCGACCAGCCUAUUGUUCAGUCGUUCAACUUCUCCUCCCUCGCUCGACCCUCCCCCUUGCUUCCUCCCCCCUCUUAUCGUCUCUCUCACCGCGAGAGAGAAGACAAAAAAAGGGGUUGACACGUCCGUCACUAUAAUUACCGCCCUAUCGAGACCGUGAUCUCCCUCCGUUUCUUCCUAUCCGAUCAAACGACGCCUACGAUGACACCCCGAGAUUCAACCGCGGCCUCGUCCCGCCGACGACCUUCCCUCUCCACCAAGCCUCGACCACGGACCUCAGCCUCGGCCGCACCACCCACCACGGUGGUGGAAUCCGACCCGUGGAGCGGGGUGCCGGUGCUGGACCCUCGCGACGAUGAGAAUGAAGUACUGGAGGACAUGAAUUGCUUUCCCGACGGCGUGCCCCGCCGUCGGAAAACCAAGAGCUUUUCCAACAUGCGCCACCCGGUCGACGGACUGCGGGCGCUGGGACGUCGCCUGUCCGUCAGCAUCCGCAACAAGUCGUCCCGCCACUCUGUCCAGCCCUUGGACUCCUGCCACGACUCGGGUUCGGACAGUUGGGACGCCGGGGUCAGAGAUGCCGCCGUCAGCCGCCGUGCGUCCCUCAGCAGCGUGGCGGGGUGGCAAUACUAUGCCCCCAUCGCCGUUCCCAUCCCCGGUAGCGGUCGGGCACCCCCCAUUCUUCCCCAAAAUAUCUACGCCGGGUCCGCGGCGCGCGCCGCCGCGGCCGCCCAGAACGAAAUGGCCCGCUCGGAACGGGAUGGCACCAAAUUGGCGGAUCCCAACCGCUUGACGCUUGAUUCCGAGAGUGGCAUCGGCAUCGAUCUCCGGGAUCGGUCCGAGGGCUCCGACGUGGACCUGGCGGUUGUGCGCCUGGAUCCGGUGACGUUCCUGCCGCCCGAGAUCAUGUCCCAGGUGCUGGCCUGCCUCGACCCGCCAUCCCUCAUGCAGGCGGAGCUGGUGUCUCGGUCGUGGAGUGAGCAGGCCUCCUCCCGCCACAUCUGGCGUCAAGUUUUCCGGCGCGCCUACGGCCACCAUCGCCCCAGUGGCCUCUCCUCCAAGAGGAAGCAGCCCGCCGGCCUGGGACGGCCCGUGCCCAACCAGGACUGGAAGCGCAUGUUCCUGGUCCGCCGCGCGUUGGAGCACCGCUGGAAGAAGGGCAAGGCCGCCGCCAUCUACCUUCAGGGGCACACCGACAGCGUGUACUGCGCGCAAUUUGAUGAAGACAAGAUCAUUACAGGCUCCCGCGACCGCACCAUCCGCGUGUGGGAUGCCCACUACCCCUGGCCCUGCCGCAAGGUCAUUGGACCCUCCCCCGCGGAGGUCCCUGGGACGGGCCCGGUCAACAACCCGACCCAGCAGACAUCGGGCACGCCUCCCUUCCUGACCAUCCACCCGCCGCCCACGCAGUCGGCGGGCACCGGGGCUCUCGUUGAAGGGACGGACGACCAUCACAGCGCGUCGAUCCUGUGCCUGCAGUUCGACGAGGAGAUUAUGGUGACGGGGUCGUCGGACUACACGUGCAUUGUGUGGGACAUCAAGCAGGACUACCGGCCGAUCCGCCGGCUGAGCGGCCACCGGGCCGGCGUGCUGGACGUCUGCUUCGACGACCGGUACAUCGUGUCGUGCUCCAAAGACACAACCAUCUGCGUCUGGGACCGGGCGACGGGGGCGCUCGUCAAGAAGCUGCUGGGCCACCGCGGCCCCGUCAACGCCGUGCAGCUGCGCGGCGACCUGGUGGUGUCAGCCAGCGGCGACGGGGUGGCCAAGCUGUGGAACAUCGCGUCGGGCCUGUGCGUCAAGGAGUUCCCCAGCAAGGACCGCGGGCUGGCUUGCAUCGAGUUCAGCGACGAUGCGCGCACCAUCCUGACGGGCGGCAACGACCAGGUGAUCUACCAGUUCGACGCCAACACGGGCGACAUGGUGCGGGAGCUCGAGGGCCACGGCGGGCUGGUGCGGUCGCUGCACCUGGACAGCGCCAGCCAGCGCAUCGUCAGCGGCAGCUACGACAUGAGCGUCAAGGUGUUUGACGCCGAGACGGGCGAGCUGUCCAUCGACCUGCCGGGCUGGACGACCAGCUGGAUGCUGAGCGUCAAGUCGGACUACCGCCGCAUCGUGGCGACGAGCCAGGACUCGCGCACGGUGAUAAUGGAUUUUGGAUAUGGAUUAGACGGGAUAGAACUGUUAGAGGAGGGGUCCUGAUUAGAUUUUUUUUUUUUUUUUUUUU